This is a messenger RNA of Angiostrongylus costaricensis, 1284 nucleotides long. The record is from the annotation of a GenBank genome assembly. NCBI's taxonomy places the organism in Eukaryota, Metazoa, Nematoda, Chromadorea, Rhabditida, Metastrongylidae.
GCUCCCAAUCCAAAUCCAGAAUCGAGUUACUUGCUGUUCUGUCAGGUUGUACUUCCCUUCUCUAUUGGCGGUAUUGGAAUGGUUUUCGCUGGAGUCGUUCUUGAUCUUGUACAAAAUUGGCGGCUUUUUAAAGAAGUACCAGAAACUUUUAUUUUGGUCCCUGCUCUUUUGGGACUGAAAGGAAAUCUGGAAAUGACUCUUGCUAGUCGAUUGUCAACGUUGGCUAAUUUGGGAUUUUUGGAUUCUUCUUCCGAACGUAGGAAAGUAAUAAUUGCGAAUUUGGCACUGAUUCAAGUACAGGCCACUGUAAUCGCCUUCCUUGCUUCUUCAUUUGCUCUAGCCUUAGCAUGGAUUCCGAAAGGACAGCUUGACUUGUCUCAUGCUACAUUAUUAUGUGCGUCAUCUCUUGCAACGGCAUGUUUCGCUUCGUUUAUUCUUAGUAUUUUGAUGGUCCUGGUCGUCAUUUUUUCUAGGAAGUACAACAUUAAUCCAGAUAAUGUUGCAACUCCUAUUGCAGCAUCACUUGGUGAUCUGACUACAUUAUCUGUAUUAUCCAUGUUCGGUACCAUAUUUCUUGACACCCACAUCACUGGAUCAUCAUUGAACAUAGUCAUCAUAAUAGUCCUUUUGUCAAUGGCUCCUAUUUGGAUUCGAUUUGUUUUGCGAGACGAGGGUGCGAAAGAGGUUUUAUCUGACGGCUGGUCUCCUAUUAUCUUCGCCAUGUUAAUGAGUAGUGGCGGAGGCUUUAUUUUGGAGAACGCUGUUCGAGAGUUUCACGGUGUUGCCAUAUUUCAACCUGUGAUAAAUGGAGUGGGUGGUAAUCUUGCUGCUGUACAAGCGAGUCGUCUAUCAACAUAUUUCCAUCAGAUUGGAACACUUGGUGAACUUCCUCAUGGAUGGACUACUGGACGUUUCUGCAGUGUGAAGCGGGCUUUCUUUAGCAAGGAUAGUGAUUCUCGUUCCGCGCGCGUUCUUUUAUUUCUUGUCGUACCUGGGCACAUAGCUUUCAACUGGCUGAUCCGUGUUUUUCAUUUUGGAUCCAUUAUACCGCCACACGGUGCCCUUUUCACUAGUCUUUAUCUAAUCGCAGCUAUUGUGCAGGUAAUGAUUUUGCUGUAUGUGUGCCAAUAUAUGAUAGCUGUGAUGUGGAGCUGGCGAAUCAAUCCUGACAACGCGGCCAUCCCAUACCUUACGGCUCUAGGUGAUGUUCUUGGUACCACGCUGCUGUUCUUACUGUUUUUAUUCCUGGAGAAGAUUGACUCAAAGGAACUUUUGAUGAAUUAG